UACUUGCCUCCAGUCUGUUGGGGCGGAGGCAGAAAUCUCAGACAGAUAUCUGGAAACCAAAUAGAACCAGAACUGCAAUUUUAAUAGAAGUGAGAAAAGAAGUUCUGCCCUUUAACAUACUUAUACACAGGCGGAGGUGUGUGCGUGUUCACGGUGACUGUGCAGGACUGACCUGGAAGACAAACAUGUUUUGCUCAUUAACUCAGUGGAAGUUUAAUCUUUGAGCCCAGCGGAACAGAGAGUCAGCUUCCUCCUCCUGCUGCUGCACCGACCAUGGAGAUUUCAUUUGCGGGUAAACGAGCUCUGGUCACCGGAGCAGGAAAAGGGAUUGGCAGAGCCACAGCUCUGGCCCUGGCACGCUGUGGGGCAGAGGUCACGGCGGUCACACGCACACAGGCUGACCUGAGCAGUCUAAUGGAGGAGUGUGCAUCCAUCACGCCGGUGUGUGUGGACCUGGCAGACUGGGGGGCCACAGAGGCGGCCCUGCAGGGCGUCGGCCCCAUCGAUCUGCUGGUGAAUAAUGCCGCCUGUGCCAGCCUGCAACCGUUUCUGGAGGUCACGCCCGACCGGUUCGACCAGUCAUUCAAUGUGAAUGUGAAAGCUGUGCUGCAUGUGUCCCAGAUAGUGGCUCGUGGUAUGAAGGCCAGAGGAUCAGGAGGCUCCAUUGUCAACGUGUCCAGCCAGGCCUCACAGUGCGCCCUGAGAGACCAUGCUGUCUACUGCGCCACUAAAGCAGCCCUGGAUAUGCUGACUAAAGUGAUGUCUCUGGAGCUCGGACCCCACCAGAUCCGUGUGAACAGUGUGAACCCCACAGUGGUGAUGACUGAGAUGGGUCGUGUGGGUUGGAGCGACCCCGUAAAAGCCAAGAUGAUGACAUCACGCAUCCCCCUGGGCCGCUUCGCAGAGGUGGAGGACGUGGUCAACAGUAUUUUAUUCCUGCUGAGCGAUAAGAGCAACAUGACGAAUGGAGUCACUCUGCCGGUGGACGGGGGCUUUCUGGCAUGCUGACCACCAUGAGACACACACACACACACACACACACACACACCCCACCCCCACCCCCCCCCACACACACACACACACAGUCGAUUUUUAUUUUCUAAAUAAAUUCAUCCACUAUA
Molecule: messenger RNA, 1121 nt
Organism: Seriola aureovittata
Lineage: Eukaryota; Metazoa; Chordata; Actinopteri; Carangiformes; Carangidae
Gene: dcxr
Product: dicarbonyl/L-xylulose reductase
Exons: 9
Coding region: 274-1008 (244 amino acids)
Biological process (GO): xylulose metabolic process; glucose metabolic process
Molecular function (GO): L-xylulose reductase (NADPH) activity; carbonyl reductase (NADPH) activity
Source: RefSeq, a predicted model, not a curated record